UGUAAAAACUACUUCCUGAGAAUGAAUCUUUCUGAAUAACAAAGCAGAUCAGAGUGAGUGCAUGUGUUGACAUGUCUGACUGUCAUUCUUAUUGUCACGUCUUUUCCUGAAAAUGUUUACAUCAUCUGUAGGAGUGAAAGAAAUUCCAGAGCUGCUGUUCAACAUAACAGUUCAGAGGAGGAAACAGAAGGAUCUGAGAAAGAAGAAAAUCAUACACACCUAGGAUGCCUUGAGGCAGUGAGUGAGUGAAGGACGAUGGCAUCUGCUGAACAGCAUUGUGACACACUAGAUGAGCAGGAAGAGGAAAAGCUGAAACACAAGGAAGUCCAGAUGAGCAGCAGCACUCACAGUGAAGUCAGUGUUGAUCUGAAUGCUGAAACAGGAGCAACUGUCAAUGUUCCUGUACUCACUGGAAACACCAUCACAGGUCCAGUGACCUUCAACUACAACACUGCAGGAAACGCGCCACCAAAACCCUUAGAGAGAGAGACAGAGAAGCACACAGCAGAACAAGGCUCAACUGCAGAGGACAGUAAAACUGCUCUUCAUGAUUACACAGAGACCAGCCUCAGACUGAAGAAGAAAUUAAAACAGGAGUGUGAGCGAAUAUUGGUUGGUAAUUCUCAGUCGGGUCAUCAGAAAUACCUGGACGAUAUUUACACUGAUCUAUAUGUGGUGGAGAAUGAGACGGGAGGAAUAGUGAGUGAGCACGAGGUGAGACAGAUCGAAUUCAAACAAUCUGACUCCAAGGACACACUGAUCCAGUGCAAUGAUAUUUUUAAAGUCCAUAAGGGUCGACAAAACCGAAAAGUGCUGACGAUGGGCAUUGCAGGGGUAGGAAAAACAGUCUCUGUCAAUAAAUUCAUCCUUGACUGGGCUGAAGGAAAAGAAAAUCAGGAUAUUGCCUUAAUUUUCCCGCUUCCAUUCCGUAGACUGAACUUGAUUAAAGAAGAGUACAGUCUCAUAGGACUGCUUAACAAAUACUUCUUUAGUAGUCCUGAAGAACUGCCCUCUCUUCCUGAAGGUGAAGGCAAGGUCAUGUUCAUCUUUGAUGGGCUGGAUGAGUGUCGCUUCCCUUUGAACUUCAAAGAUGAUGACAGAUUUACAAAUGUUAAAGAAAAAACAACAUUGAGUAAGAUAAUAACAAACCUCUUUAAGACACAUCUGGUUCCCUCUGCUCUCAUCUGGAUCACAUCCAGACCAGCAGCAGCCGGUCUUUUACCCCGAAACUAUAUUAAUCAGGUGACAGAGGUGCGAGGAUUCAACGAUGAACAGAAAGAGCAAUAUUUCAACAAAAACAGCAGUCCUGAGGUUGCUGGAAACAUCAUCCGUCAUAUCAGGAAAUCCAGGAGCCUGUACAUCAUGUGCCACAUCCCCGUCUUCUGCUGGAUCUCUCUCACUGUUCUUCAGCCUCUACUGGCAAGAGAAAGCAAUGACAAAACACCCACAACUCUCACAGGAAUGUACACAAACUUCUUACUUACUCAGCAGCAACAGAUGGAAAACAAAUACUGUGACGACUCUGAACCUGAAGCCAAUGCCAGGUCUUUUGAUCAGAUUAUUCUGAAGCUUGGGAAACUGGCCUUUCAACAGCUGGAGAAAGGAAAUGUGAUUUUCUACAAAGAAGAUCUUGUGGAAUGUGGACUAGAUGUCAGUGAAGGGUCGGUGUUCUCUGGGUUAUGCACUCAGAUCUUUCAGGAGGAAAAGGCUGUUUCAGCAAGAAACAUUUACAGCUUUGUACAUCUCAGCAUGCAGGAAUUCCUUGCUGCUCUCUAUGUGUUUUUGAUUAGCAAAGAUGAGAAAGCAAAGCUACUUUUUCAAUCCCGGAGAGAAAAACUGACAUGGAAACUGUCCAGAAAGGCACUGUUCCAGCUUCAUAAGGCUAUAGUCAAAAAGGCUUUGCAAAGUGAGAACGGACACCUGGACCUUUUCCUCCGGUUCCUUCUGGGACUCUCUCUGGAGUCCAAUCAGAUUGACUUGAAGGAACUACUGCCAGGACUGGAACUCAAAACAGAGAAAAUGAAAAACACUGUUGACUAUAUCAAAAAGAAAAUAGAGAAGGAGAAAUCAGUGGAGAGGACCAUCAAUCUUUUCCACUGUCUGAGUGAACUGAAAGAUGACUUUGUGGAAGAAAUCCAGAAGAAUCUGAGCUCAGGAAAUCUUUCAGCACAGAAUCUCUCCUCUGCUCAGUGGUCUGGUCUAGUGUUUGUGCUCCUGAUGUCAGAAGAGAUUCAAGAGAAGUUUGAACUGCAGAAAUACAGAAGAUCUGAUGAAGCACUGAUGAGAUUGCUACAAGUGAUCAAAAACACCAAAAGAGCACUGCUACAGUGCUGUAAUCUCACUGCUCAGUGUUGUGAGAGUUUGUGUUCAGCUCUACAAUCCUCAAACUCUGUCCUGAGAGAGAUGGACCUGAGUAACAAUGACUUGCAGGAUUCAGGAGUGAAACUUCUCUCUGAUGGGCUGAAGAGUCCAAAUUGUCAGCUGGAGAUACUGAGAUUUUCCACAUGUAAUCUUACUACUCAGUGUUGUGGGAGUUUGUCAUCAGUUUUACAAUCCUCAAACUCCCUCCUGAGAGAGUUGGACUUAAGUAACAAUGACCUGCAGGGUUAUGGAUUGGAGCUUCUUUCUGAUGGACUGAAGAGUCCUAACUGUCAGCUGCAGAUACUGAGUCUUACUCACUGUAAUCUCACUGUUCAGUCAUAUGAGAGUUUUUCAUCAGUUUUACAAUCCUCAAACUGUGUCCUGAGAGAGCUGGACCUGAGUAACAAUGACCUGAUGGAAUCUGAAAUAAAGGUUCUUUCUGAUGGACUGAAGAGCUGUAAGCUGGAGAUACUGAGAUUAUCCAUAUGUAAUCUCACUGCUCAGUGUUGUGAGAGUUUGGCAUCAGUCCUGCAAUCCUUAAACUCUGUCCUGAGAGAACUGGACCUGAGUAACAAUGACCUACAGGAUUCAGGAGUGAAACUUCUUUCUGAUGGACUGAAGAAUCCAAACUGUCAGCUGGAGAUACUGAGAUUGUCUGGCUGCAUGGUGACAGCAGAAGGAUGUGGUUAUGUGUCUUCAGCUCUGAGUUCAAACCCAUCAUGCCUGAGAGAGCUGGACCUGAGCUACAAUCACCCAGGAAAUUCAGGAGUCAAUCUACUCACUAAUAAACUCAACCAUCAAAACUGCACACUAGAUAAACUCAAUGUGGAUCAUGGGGGAGAGUUCAGGAUUACAGCAGGACUACACAAAUAUUCCCAUCAGUUCACUCUGGAUCUGAACACAGUGAAUAAACGCCUCCGUCUGUCUGAGGGGAACACAGUGAUUACUGACACUUUCCCACCACAGUCGUAUCCUGAUCAUCCAGACAGAUUUGAUCAUUAUCAUCAGGUGUUGUGUAGAGAGAGUGUGUGUGAUCGACGCUGUUACUGGGAGAUUGUGAGGAGAGGACGUGUGUUUAUAUCAGUGUCAUAUAAGAGCAUCAGCAGGAAGGGACGGGGUCAUGAGUGUGAGUUUGGAUAUAAUGAUCAGUCCUGGAGUUUGUUCUGCUCUUCCUCCAGUUACUCAUUCAGACACAAUAACAUAGAGACUCGUCUCCCUGUAAAGCCCAUCAGAAUUAGAAAACCACAAUUUAAUGAUGAUCACUAUAGAGUAGGAGUGUAUGUGGAUCACAGUGCAGGAACUCUGUCCUUCUACAGCGUCUCUGGAGACACAAUGAGCCUCAUCCACACAGUCCAGACCACAUUCACUCAACCGCUCUAUCCUGGGUUUAGUGUUUAUGAUGGAUCAGUGAAACUGUGUUGAUGAAUCAGAAUGCACUGCUCUUUGAAAACUGCAUUUGUGUUUACUGCAAAAAGACUAUUAGAUUUUUUAAAAUAAUGUUUUAAUAUUUUUUUAUUAGUGAUGCACCGGUUUUAAUUUUUUUUAUGGCCAAAUUUGAUAUUAGAUGCCAUUUUUUUUUCUUUAAGCAAAUUUAUUUGUUGUUUAUUUUAGAGAUGCACCGAUGUAUCGGCCAACAAUCGGUAUCUGCCGAUAAAAGCUAUUAUUAUCACUAUGAUCAGGGCUGAUUAUAUUCUGUAAAUACAAAGGGUGCAGAAAAACGUGUUCAGACUGCAACUCAUACACACUGACCCUCAUUUAUCAAACGAUCGUACACCAGAAAACUGCGUACGCUCGUUUUCAUGCAAAAUUUGGCAUUUAUCAAUAUGAGCGUGAGCGGUGGCUAUGAUCAAAUCUCACGUCCGGUCUCAGCUCGUGUAUGCACGUUUUGGAGUCAGUGGGAACUUGCGUGUAGCAUAGUAAAUCUGCUGGAGAACUGAUAUGAGAACAUUUAGAUUAUUUUCCUGACUGACAAUCACUCACUAACCGAUCAUUAACCAUUAAACGGCACGAUUAAAAUGUCACAUUAAAAUUAAAUUAGAAUAGAUGAGUGUCUUAAAAUACCACAAAUGUUUUGUUUUUUUCUUUCCAGGAAUUUCGCUUUGGAUGCGCAAAUGGCAACAUUAACAGAACAUAAGGAUUCACACAUCAUGCACCUGCAACGCAGAGAAAAACAGAAUAAUAUACAAGGAAUAAAAUAAUAGGACUACACCAAAUACAUAUCACUGAAAUAAUUAACAGAUUAACAAAACAAAAGAGAAAAACUGUGCAUCAAGUAGGGCUAGUACAGUCUACACUCGCGUUGUAUUAGUGUUCUUUAUUGUAUUAAAAUAUUUAUCUUUAUUUUGUUAAAUCCAAUUGAUCGCGCAGGCGCCUCACAUACGCAGACGCUACAUAUCAGUUCUAGUGUUGCUAACUUUACAUUUCAGCCAUUUAUCAGCAAACUAAAUGCAGACAAAGUUAACACUGCUCAGUUUAAUGGUCCGUGGAUAUUGAAACAAGAGUGAAAUAGAAAGCCUUGUUUACAUAAUGAACAGUAGUUGAGCAAGCAAUAAAUGUUACAUUGCGAAUAUUAAACAUUUGGGUUCUUCCCGAAUGAGAGAGGUAGACUAUGUGAGCCCAAUUCAGUUUUGCUUUAAAUAAAUUCAUUUCUGCUUUAUAAUAAAUGCCACUACAGCCUAAUUUGUGUUUCAAUUUAUAAAAUAUAGCUACUUAUUUUUCGUUCUUGUUCUGUUCUGAAUAAAAUAAAGGAUUUUCUGUGUAGUGAGGUACUAAAAUAACCAAGUUUAUAUAUAUUAAUAAUGUUUGUAAGUAGCCUAUUUAGUUUCAUUUACCAGUAUUUUUAUUUAAAUUAAUUUUAUUGUUUGAAAUUACGAGGUUGAUGGGUGUUUUUAGAGUAAGAUAAAUUUCUUUUUCAUGUCAUUAUUUCCUCUUCAUGGCUGGGUUACGUUUCUCUGUGUUGUAAAAUAUAGGGCGAGGCUUCUAAACUUUGGGGCGUGAUAUUUAAAUUACGAUUGUUUUCAGCCACCACAUUUAUCAACACCCGUUCAUUCGUGCGACGGAAUUGGCCGCUUACUAAAGUUUAAUGAAUCACAUGUGAGCGUUGUCGUAAGCUGAUUGUUUGAUAAAUGAGGGCCAGUGUGUGUGAAGAAAAUCACUCUUGUGUUGAAUUUUAAUGCAUUAACAGUUCAAAAAUAGUGACGUUAAAGCAGGCUCUUUUUGACCCUAUGAAUCACCCAUAGUUCAAGCUAGGGUUGCCAGGUCUGCUUUUUUUUUUUUUUUUUUUGCUACAUCAAAUAUUAUUUUUAGUGCCUCCCAUCCAAUAAUCACAAAAAGCUUUGUGCUUUUUUACUUUUGAUAAGAAUUAAAGUUUCAGUUUUCAAAUUCUGUCAAUUUUAUCAUGAAAUUCAAACAUUAAAUGGCGUUUUGACGCUCUUAAAUGUGACGUGACAGAUCGCUGUAAUGCCUCAGCUCAGGCGAUAGCUCGAAGCGCAAGUCUUUUCUUCCUGUUCAAUACAAGUUAUAUCUUGAAAAACAUGCAUGAACAUCAAAGGUAUGUUGAAAGAUAUAGUACAACUUACCAGAAUGUAUCAUGUCUCAUGUAAUCACUUUAUUUGUGUUUUAACCAUGGAAAGACGUCAAUAAAACAAUAUGUCUCAUCAUGUCACAUUUACCUCAGGAAUGUUUUCCAAAUCCUUAGUUAUCUAUAUAUAAAAAAAACACUAGAGAGGAGCUUAUUUACUGUUAAUUAUAUGUUUGUGUAAAUUUGCCAUGAAGACUUUGUAUAACACUUAUGAAAACUACCUUAUGUGAUACUAACAUUUAAGUUUUUAUUUGAAUGCAAUUAUUAUAUCUGAAAAUAAACAGCAGCUGAAUAUAAUACCUCUAAUAUUGUAGUGUACCAAAUGAGAGGGUUCCCUGUAUAGUUUACAACAUUAUUUGGGACAGAUUUUUUUUUCCUUAAGAAAAAACAAACUAUUGCUAUCGGUAUCGGCCGAUAUCAUUCUGAAUAAUCGGCUAUUGGUAUCGGCAGAGAAAUUAAGUAUCAGUGCAUCUCUAGUUUAUUUGUUCUAUAACAGGCCAAACUGGCCUUAAACAAAAAAUAUGUGUAGCCAUUUGGUAUACAGGCACCACUGCAUUUUGAGCAUGAGCAGUUGUUUUUGAUUUAAAUUAGAUUGUAUAAAUUUCAAGAUGCACAGCAAAACAGCAUUGUCUGACUUUAUAGCUUUGCUAUUUUUGUGCAGGUGUCUUAUGUAGCAUAAUUUCACAGAUGAAAUGAAUGAAAAUGCAAAUUCACUUUGUAACAGUAGGUGGCGCUUGUGGAACAGCAUAUAGCAUUUCCUUGGUUACCGCUGUACACAGCAUUGCUGCGCUUAUAAAAUAGGCUACUUAUACACAGAUCAAAACUUUUCUGAAGACAGUUCCCUUCUAAGUUACAUUCAUAUAAAACCCAAUUCAAUAUUUAUAUAUUUUUCUUCCAAUAUUUCACAAACAGUGAGCUAAGCCUGGUACAGUGUUUGCUCUGCUGGCGCGUCUGUGUUCUUUCUCUUUGCAUCCGUAUUCAGCAUGUGCCUGUGUUAACGUCCUGUUUACAGACUUUGUAAUAUUUCCACACAAAUGACAGUUUGGGAAAUGAUUGCAAACUAAUAACCGUUCGGAUUUAUGGGCAGUGGAUGCAUGACUGUUUUUUAUUAUUGUUCAGAUCAUCCCCCAGGUUGGAUUGGACACCUUUGUGGGCCGUAUGUUUGGCACUCCUUUUAUAGAGUCUCUUCAUUAUAUUAAUACUGUGUCACUGAAAUAAUAAAUGUGUUUGAAAAAUC
Molecule: messenger RNA, 7178 nt
Organism: Ctenopharyngodon idella (grass carp)
Lineage: Eukaryota; Metazoa; Chordata; Actinopteri; Cypriniformes; Xenocyprididae
Product: NACHT, LRR and PYD domains-containing protein 12
Exons: 13
Coding region: 256-3783 (1175 amino acids)
Molecular function (GO): protein binding
Source: RefSeq, a predicted model, not a curated record